AUGAAGGACCAGCGCUUUCGAUUUAUCUUCUUUGCUGAUGAAGUCAAAGCUUCUGAAGCGAUGCAUUGGUUGAAGGCUAUUGACAAGCUGGAAAUCGCAAUGAGUCAGUCAAAUCGGCAAACAACUUUCAAGCAGUACCUCGCAAGCGACAGCGACAUGGAAAUCGUGAGGGCGAUGAUUCGUUUAACUCACAUUGAGGAACAUGUGUUGAUCAUCUUUACUAAAGAAGAUGGCGAGUCUAUCAAGGAUUGGUACGGAGUAAAUAUCAGCCACGUUGUAGGAAAGGGAGAAAACGUAGUUGACAGAAUAGUAGGAUUUGCACCCAGAAGCAUCAAUUGCGUCUGCGUAGCUGAUCUGCAAUACAACACCAAAGAAAAAGAGAUAGACAGGGAAAAAAGUCUAAUCUUGAACGUUACGGACACGCUUUUCAAAGAAAGGCAAGGUUCGACUGCUGGAAUUUGGGCUUACGGCUCAGUAGCACAAAAAACCGAUUUUACAAAUGUCUUCAAUAACAUGAGCGAUACCUAUGAGAAAUUCGAACGUGAAGCUCAUACAGCCAUGCAGAGAGGGUAUUUUGUAAACGAUUUGGGUGCAAAUUUCUCUACAAUAAACACUGCAACUGGUCCAGAAGGAAAAGUGGAUAGCUUGCUUUUCAUGUGGGGCGCAGAUUUCGUGGAAAAGAACUGGGUUAUCACUCCAAGUUACAAUUACACGAAUAUUGUAGUUGUUAGUCUGCAAGAUGCCAACUUCACGGGCCAUGUAGAUGACCGAGGAGAAAUUAUCAACGUCGUUCUCAAUGACUACAAAGAUGCAGAUGUCCGGAAAAUUGUUGAUGCAUUGAUUCAUGAAUAG
Molecule: messenger RNA, 852 nt
Organism: Cylicocyclus nassatus
Lineage: Eukaryota; Metazoa; Nematoda; Chromadorea; Rhabditida; Strongylidae
Source: the annotation of a GenBank genome assembly